AUGGAUGAGGAGGAGGAGGGAGAGGCGACGACGUCGUCGAGCGGGACGGGACGCGGAGGCGGCGCGGCGCGAUGGUUGAUGAACGCGGAGACGAGCGGGGCGUACGGGGAAGCGGCGUCGCGAGGAAGGACGGGGGGGAGAGGAAGGGGUGGGGGCGCGCGGGGGAGGGGCGCGGCGCGAUCGAAGUCGGCGGACUCGAAGAAGCGGACGCGAGGGGACAAACCUACGAACGUGCGACAGCGCGAGCGGAGCGACAUGUACGUGAAGAAUAAUCAAAUCAUCGCCAAGUUUGACGACGUCGAGGACGUGUUAGAUUUCGCGAGCGAGAAUUUGGAAAUCAUGAACGUGGUGAACUUGGCGACGGCGGCGCAUCGGGUGGGGAAAUUGAACUCGACGCGGACGAGGAACGAAGCCGGAGCGCCGGCGACGGCGACGAGGCAUCCCGCGGUGGUGGAAGACGCGCGAUUUCGCGCGUUGUUUGAGAAAUUGCGCGAGUAUCUCGUCGCUUCGCAAAACGGAUCGCCGCUCGGGAAGGGGUUGGGGCGGUUCAACGCUCGCGAACUGUCCGCGAUUUUGUGGGGCUCCGCGCACUGCGGCAUCACGACGUCGGACGACGACCCAACCGUCGCUCUCGUGGUGAGGCGAAUCGCAAACUUGGACGACGACGACCCACCGGCGCAGAACGUGAGCAACGUAUUGUGGGCGUACGCGACGAUGCACACGUCGAAGAAGAUAGACGUGGAGCUGGUGCAAAAGUGCGAAUAUUGGUGCGACCUCAUCAUGGACGACUUCGCCCCGCAAGGGAUUAGCAACUCUUUGUGGGCGUUCGCCACGCUGGGGUACACGCUUAAACCGGAGACCAUCGCCAAGUUUUCGCAGGCGAUCAGGCGACAGCUGAAAGAUUUUAAAUCCAUGGAGUUCUCAAACGUCGUUUGGGCGCUGGCGACGAUGAAGACGCAUUUAGACCCACUAGAAGUCUUCGACGAACUCUUGGACGAGAUGCACGCGAGCAUCAAGGCGGUUCCAAACAUGUGGAGCUCACAGAGCGUGAGUAAUACUUUAUGGGCGAUCGCCACGCUCGACGGAGAACCGCACAAAUUAAGAGCUCGCCACGGCGAUUACUUGAACACGCUGUGCAUGUACGUAGAGCGUAAGGCAAACGCGUUUGUUUGUCAAGGUUUGGCGAACACGCUGUGGGCGCUGGCGACGCUCGAGUACACGCCUUCGAUGAAGAUGCUCGAAGCCGCCACGGCGCGUUGGUCCGCGUUAGCGACGGACGUGUACAUCAGUGAGUGUAGCAAUUUGCUUUGGUCGUACGCCAGCCUGCGGUUCAACCCAGGAAAUGAAGUGCUCACGCAAGUCGCAGAGUUGUACCUUCGCGUCGGGCAGCACGACGAAGUGGCGUUGACGCAAGUCUCGAACACCUUGUGGGCGUGGGCAAAUUUCGGUUGGCUUCCCGAGGAUCCAAGCAUCGUGGAGUGCGUCCUUCAAGUGGCGAUCAAACACUUCAAGAGCGAUCCAGAUUUGCAAACGCAGAGCUUGGCGAACAUCUUGUGGUCGUUGGCGACGCUGAGGUUCGUUCCCGGGGAUGAAUUUCUCCAAGCCUUUAGAGAGCGCGCGCUCAUAGAAUUGCGCGAGGACGAAAGAUUCUCCGAUCAAGGGUUGUGCAACACGGUUUGGGCGUACGGUCAGCUCGGAGUGAAUCCAGGGACGGAGUUAAUGAGUGAAAUCGCGAGUCAGCUGGGCGCUCGCGUGACGAAUUUCCCCACCCAAGGCGUGACGAAUUCGAUUUUAGCCUUUGCCACGCUCGGGUUUUGGCCGGAUGAAUGGGUCGUAGACAACUACAGGGCGAAGAUCGUGGAAAUGUACUACUCCACCACGAUUUCGGACAUCGACUUGACGCAGUUUUUCCAAGCGAAUUACUUGUUUGAAAAGUGUUCGCCCUACGGACCGCUCGUCACCGACCCGCAGAUGAUUGAGGACAUGUUAUCGGCGUGGAAGCGCGGAUCGAGCAAGGUUGUCAUCAGUCAGUUUCAUCGCGAGGUGAGCGAUACGCUGACGAACAUGGGCGUGCCACACGAAAUUGAAUACAUCACCGAAGACGGUUUGUUCUCCCUCGACAUCGCACUCAAGGGUAAAAAGCUCGCCAUCGAGGUGGACGGUCCGUCGCACUUUGCGAGAAACAUCCAAAACCGCCGCAUGUCGGGGAAGCGACCCGACGGCACGGGGACGUAUAACAUUCGUUAUCACUACCUCGACACCAACGGUUGGACCACGGUAUUCAUACCGUGGUACGAUUGGAAACAGGUGUGCGACGAGGAGUCCGCGACGAGAACCACCGGCAGACGCGCCGCGUUUUUAGCCAAGACGCUCUACGACGACGCCGGUCUCACGCUCAUGGACGUCGCCUCGGACGAAGACAUGUCCGACUCCGGCAUGUCUGGUUUUCACAUCCGCGCACUCGCCGACGACGACGUCUCCGUCGCCCAAGACGGCUCGCGUCUCGUCAUUCAAGGCGCCGAAAGCCAGCGACACCCCGACGGCACGUUCAAGCCCGAGAUGAAAUCCGUCGGCGCCUCCGUCCCCAAACCUCCCGCCCCCGUUCGACGCACCGGAUACGGCAUGCUCGAACCAUCACCGUCAACACCGUCAACACCGUCAACACCGUCAACACCGUCCCCGCCCCCCCCCGUCGUCGCGCGCGUCGCCGGCGCUCGCGUCGCCGCGCGUCCGCCGUCUCGCGCGUCUCCGCGCGCGCGCGCGCCCGCCGACGCCGCCGACGCCCCCCCCGACGACGACGACCCAUCUCCGGCGCGUCGAUCGCGUAAAUCUCUCGCCACUCAACGCGGCGCGGGCAUUCGUCGUCGUCGUCCGCGCGCACCGCCGAGCGUCGAGUCCGAUUAAACCGCGCGCGCGGCCGC
Molecule: messenger RNA, 2921 nt
Organism: Ostreococcus lucimarinus CCE9901
Lineage: Eukaryota; Viridiplantae; Chlorophyta; Mamiellophyceae; Mamiellales; Bathycoccaceae
Exons: 1
Coding region: 1-2904 (967 amino acids)
Biological process (GO): regulation of mitochondrial mRNA stability; mitochondrial RNA processing
Cellular component (GO): mitochondrial matrix; ribonucleoprotein granule
Molecular function (GO): RNA binding
Source: RefSeq, a predicted model, not a curated record